Canis lupus familiaris (dog) is the source of this 2447-nucleotide messenger RNA. RefSeq names its product zinc finger protein 385A (gene ZNF385A). Gene Ontology annotation, molecular function: nucleic acid binding; zinc ion binding. The record is from RefSeq and is a predicted model, not a curated record. Gene Ontology annotation, cellular component: nucleus. NCBI's taxonomy places the organism in Eukaryota, Metazoa, Chordata, Mammalia, Carnivora, Canidae. The coding region runs from base 345 to 1358 and encodes 337 amino acids. The transcript has 7 exons.
CUGCACCCUCCCCUGGGCCCACAGGGCACUGUGCUCCGUUGCUCCGAGCCAGCCAGCGAGCAGGGGAAGUGUGUGUGCAUGGGGUCACACUUCUGAGUGUGGGGGCGCCUGCUGGGGAGUGGGACUGGCAGGUGUGGGUGGGGCUCCCAAGCUCCGACCUUCCUGCCCCACGUAAUGUUUUCUCUGCCCUUCAGGCAGCCUGAGCCGGGCAGGGCCCCUCCCUCUGCUUCGGCAGCCCCCCAUCAUGCAGCCCCCGCUGGACCUCAAGCAGAUCCUGCCCUUCCCACUGGAGCCGGCCCCCACCCUGGGCCUCUUCAGCAACUACAGCACUCCUGCCUCCGCAGAUGGACCCUGUGCAGAAGGCCGUCCUGUCCCACACUUUCGGGGGGCCCCUGCUCAAGACCAAGCGGCCCGUCAUCUCCUGCAACGUCUGUCAAAUCCGCUUCAAUUCCCAGAGCCAGGCUGAGGCCCACUACAAGGGCAAUCGCCACGCCCGAAGAGUCAAAGGCAUCGAGGCUGCCAAGACGCGAGGCAGGGAGCCCGGCGCCCGGGAACCCGGAGACCCAGCUCCCCCGGGCGGUGCCCCCCCAAACGGGGAUGGUGCAGCGGCCCGUCCAGUUUCCAUGGAGAAUGGACUGGGUCCAGCCCCGGGAUCCCCAGAGAAACAGCCUGGCUCCCCAUCUCCUCCCAGCAUUCCGGAGACUGGUCAAGGUACAACCAAGGGUGAAGGCGGGACUCCAGCCCCAGCUGCCCUGCCGGGGGGCAGCAAGGAAGAAGAGGAAAAGGCCAAGCGGCUGCUCUACUGUGCUCUGUGCAAGGUGGCAGUGAACUCCCUGUCCCAGCUUGAGGCUCACAACAAAGGUACUAAGCACAAGACCAUUCUGGAGGCCCGAAGUGGGCUGGGCCCCAUCAAAGCUUACCCUCGCCUGGGGCCGCCCACUCCCGGGGAACCGGAGGCCCCUGCCCAGGACCGAACCUUCCACUGUGAGAUCUGCAAUGUCAAGGUCAACUCGGAGGUCCAGCUGAAACAGCACAUUUCCAGCCGGCGGCACCGAGACGGCGUGGCCGGGAAGCCCAACCCGCUCCUGAGCCGUCACAAGAAGCCUAGGGGCGCGGCGGAGCUGGCGGGCACGCUGACUUUCUCCAAGGAGCUGCCCAAGUCCCUGGCGGGCGGCCUGCUCCCCAGCCCCCUGGCGGUGGCUGCGGUGAUGGCAGCGGCCGCGGGCUCCCCGCUGUCCCUGCGCCCCGCCCCGGCCGCGCCUCUCCUCCAGGGACCGCCCAUCACCCACCCCUUGCUCCACCCGGCCCCCGGGCCCAUCCGAACUGCGCACGGACCCAUCCUCUUCUCCCCCUACUGACCCGAACCCCCAGCCCCCCCCGUGCGACCCCCCACCUCCAGCCGGGACCCAGGCCUCCAGGCUCCAAGCCUGCCCCCACUCCCGGCGCUCCCUGAAUGAUCUCUCUCCUUCCCCCCCGCCCCGAGGUACGGGGUUCCAGGAAAGGGGAGGGGUAGCGGGGGAGGGGGGCUUCAGAAGGGGGGGAACACCCCAGAUCUCAGGGAACCCCGCCCCCUGCCCUUCCCUCUCCCCUAGAAAAGGGGGGGCCGUCUCACCCCCGAGCCCCCUUGGAGACACCCCCCCUCCCAAAAGCCAUGUCCAUUCAGCCCUUCCCCCCCAAACCUAGCACAAAACGGGGUUCACAAGCCAUGGUCGGAGUCCGGGGGGCAGAAAUGGAUUUUCCUGGCAAUAAGCGGACUCUGGGACUCCGGCCCCCUGCCCCCAAACUGAAGCGCUUCCGUGAACACCCCCGUCCUCCGCAGGGGGAGGGGAGCAGGCGGGGUCCUGGGUCCCUCCAAAGCACUUGGGUGUUCCCGCCUGCAACCUCACUGUGCCCGGCGCACCUUGCCCGACCCAGGCCCCGGGGGCGCGGGGCCGCUCGGGGGCAUCUCCGGCACUUGGGUGGGACCAAGUAGAUGCCCCCACAGGCCCCUCCCUCACCUCCUCCUCCCCACCCAGUCUGGAUUCCAUUCUUUUCACCAGCACCCAUCGCCCAAGGGGUACCGAGGGGGGCAAGGGGUGUCCAGUCCAAGCCCACCCCCGCCUCGCCUUCCGCAAAACUGUGAGCAAAAAGCAAUAGAAGCCUCGCCCCCGCCCCGGCCCUUUCCGCAGGAUUCGCUGAGUCUGUAGCCUCCCCCGUCCCAGCUCCUAGACCUCGUGGCUGUCCCCCCACCAGACACCCACUACUGCACAACUCGGGCGGGGCGUGACCUCCCCGCCUCCGUGGUUUCCGUGUCGUCAGCCCCGCCAGCAGCCGACCCGGAGGGGGACGGGCCCCACUGGCCUUCCCGUCCCCACCAACUCUUACGCUUGACGAUGUAGCAACCCCGGCCCCCCCACGUCCUCCCCUCCUCUCCUUGACAAUAAAGUCUGGAUUCGUUGCCCUCCGUC